GGCUUGUAGUGUUUGUGCUCCACUUCCGCUGACCACAGAAAAGAGCUGUAUCAAAUUUGUGAUUAACAGUUUCUUGCUUUUUCUAUCAUCGUGCCCUAUUUCUAUCGUACAAAAAGGUGACACACCAUAAUGUCGCUCUACGAUGACCUCGGUGUUGGGGCCAGUGACACAAAAACAGAAGGAUGGUCCAAGAACUUUAAACUGCUCCAGUCUCAGCUCAAAGUGAAGAAAGCAGCUCUCACCCAAGCCAAGUCACAGCGAACAAAACAGACCACUGUGUUGGCUCCAGUCAUUGACCUGAAAAGAGGAGGCUCCAGUGAAGACCGACAGAUUCUUGACAGUGGCCCACACACAGCCGCAGGACUCAAGGACCCAGCCCCCAGUGGCUUCUCAUCUGGAGACGUAUUGAUUCCUUUGGCUGAUGAGUAUGACCCCAUGUUUCCAAACGACUAUGAGAAAGUAAUGAAGCGACACAGAGAAGAAAGACAAAAACAGAGGGAGCAGGAGAGGCAGAAAGAGAUGGAGGAGAGAGAGAAAAAAAGGAAAGACCGACAUGACGGUGGUGGUCCUCCGAGUGGGUUUUCCAGAUUUCCGGCUGCAGAGGGCGAGUCGGACGAUGAAGAAGAGUAUGAGAAGGAGAGGAGGAAACGGAGUAUGGGAGGAGCAGCCAUUGCCCCUCCUUCAUCUCUUAUCGAAAGAGAAGGUCCCCCUUCAUUUUCUUACGACGAUGAUAGUCGACUGUCCCGAGCUCCAAAAGCUGCAAUUCCUCCUCCCAUGUAUGAUGACACAGACCGACCAAGAUCUCCUCCUGGACCCACCAGCUCCUUUCUGGCCAAUAUGGGUGGCACAGUCGCCCAUAAGAUCAUGCAGAAGUAUGGUUUCAAAGAGGGACAGGGCCUGGGCAAACAUGAGCAGGGUCUGAGCACCGCGCUGUCUGUGGAGAAGACUAGUAAGAGAGGAGGCAAGAUCAUUGUGGGAGAUGCAGCUGAAAAAGCAGGCUCCAGUCUGGCAGCCGACACUUCAACUUUUGCAGCAGCAGCACUAGAUGCCUCCAAAAAGUCUGAAGCAAAUCCUCUCACAGAGAUCCUCAAAAACCCAACCAAAGUGGUGCUGCUAAGAAACAUGGUCGGUCGCGGAGAGGUGGAUGAAGACCUGGAGGAGGAGACUAAAGAGGAGUGUGAGAAAUAUGGCAAAGUGGUCAAAUGUGUCAUAUUUGAGAUUGCGGAGGUGCCUGAUGAUGAAGCUGUCAGGAUAUUCCUAGAAUUUGAAAGAGUGGAGUCAGCUAUUAAAGCUGUGGUGGACCUGAAUGGACGGUAUUUUGGGGGUCGAGUAGUCAAGGCCUGCUUCUAUAAUCUAGAUAAAUUUCGGGUUUUGAAUCUUGGUGAACAAGUCUGAGGUGGCUCAUACAUCCAAACAUCCUGCCCUGUCCUGUACAUAUGUUUUUUGUAGUUGAGUUAUGAAUUAUAAAGUGUCUUUAUAAUGUGACCAGUCCACAUUGUGUUCUGUCAUUCAAAACAUCUUUGUGUAGACACCAAAUAAAAGGUAAAACUGUC
Molecule: messenger RNA, 1553 nt
Organism: Periophthalmus magnuspinnatus
Lineage: Eukaryota; Metazoa; Chordata; Actinopteri; Gobiiformes; Gobiidae
Gene: rbm17
Product: RNA binding motif protein 17
Exons: 13
Coding region: 130-1395 (421 amino acids)
Biological process (GO): mRNA cis splicing, via spliceosome; alternative mRNA splicing, via spliceosome
Cellular component (GO): precatalytic spliceosome
Molecular function (GO): RNA binding
Source: RefSeq, a predicted model, not a curated record